AAUAUUCCGAAUGUAUCUUUACAAAAACGAAAAUAAAAUAAUAAAUUUGUUAAGAUUCGGCUUCGGAGAAGAGCAAUAAAACAACCCCAGCCAAACAAUGUUCAUCUUUCCCACAAUUCCAGUAGCUCGGAAACCCAAAUAAAGACCCCAGUUGCCACCUUAACUCGAACCCUAACCCUAGCUGACAAAACAAUCCCACAAACCCCCAAAACGCAAAAAAAAAAAAAAAAAAAAAAAAAAAAAAAAAAAAUGGCGUCGCCGGGAAAGCGAUGUCUCUACGAGGUCCUAGGGCUCGGCCGUGACUGUACCGCCGACGAGAUCCGGUCGGCCUACAGGAAGCUCGCCCUCCAGCGCCACCCCGACAAGCUCGUCCAGUCCGGCGUCUCCGAAGCUGACGCCACCGCCUCCUUCCAGGAACUCGUCAACGCCUACGAGGUCCUCUCCGACCCUCGCGAACGUGCUUGGUACGAUUCGCACCGUUCCCAGAUCCUCUUCUCCGGUCCCACCCCAUCCGGUUCCUCCACUGUCCCCGACCUCUUCUCCUUCUUCUCCAACUCCGUCUUCUCAGGCUACUCCGACACCGCCAAGGGCUUCUACAAAGUCUACGCGGACGUCUUCGACAGAAUAUACUCGAACGAGUUGAAUUUCUCCAAGAAAUUAGGGUUAGGGUUGGGAGCGGUGAAGGGGGCUCCGGUGAUGGGUAAUUUGCAGAGUCCGUACACGCAGGUGACUGCGUUUUACAACUAUUGGUUAGGGUUUGUGACGGUGAUGGAUUUUUGUUGGGUGGACCAGUACGAUGCGAUGGCGGGGCCAAACCGGAAGUCGAGGAGGGUGAUGGAGGAUGAGAAUAAGAAGCUGAGGAAGAAGGCGAGGAGGGACUACAACGAUACGGUGAGAGGGUUGGCGGAGUUUGUGAAGAAGAGGGACAAGAGGGUGAUUGAUAUGCAGGUGAAGAGGAGUGAGGAGAUGGAGAGGAAGAGGAUGGAGGAGAGAGAGAAGAGGAGGCAAUUGGAGAGAGAGAAGAAGGAGAGGGCGAAGGCGUAUGAGGAGCCAGAAUGGAGCAAGGUGGAGGAGGGGGAUGAGGAGGUUGAGGAUGGUGGUGAAAUUGAGGAUGAGAUUCAUGAGAAGAAGAAGGAGUUGUAUUGUGUGGUUUGUGGAAAGAAGUUUAAGAGUGAGAAGCAGUGGAAAAAUCAUGAGCAGUCGAAGAAGCAUAAGGAGAAGGUGGCAGAGUUAAAGGAAGCCUUUGGUGAUGAAGAGAGUGAAGAGGAGGUGCUGAGCGGAGAUGGGAAUUUAGGUAGUGGUGAUGGGAAUGGUCCUGUGGUGGAUAAUGAUGAGGUUGAUGAGUUAAGAGAGCAGUUUAAAGAUAGUUUUGGGGUUCAAGAACGAAAAAGUGGUGGUGGUGAUAAUGAUGAUGAUGAAGCUCGAUCUAGAGACGAGGAGGAGUUCCUUGAUGUUGAUAAUAAUAGUGGUGGUUUGAAAGGUGUUGGUGAGUUUUUUGGAUCUGGUGAUGAUGAAGUGGAUAUUCUUGAAACAAUGGUGUCUGGGCACAAGAGUAGGAAAAAUGUAGCUUCAGUGCAUCAAUCCAAGGCUAAGAAUUCGUCGACUAAAGCUCAUGUUGAAAGUGACAGUGAUGAGAUGGACUUCGAGUAUAAUAAACGGAAGAGUACUAGAAGGAAUAGGGGAGCUAGGAGAGGAAGGGGUAAAAGUACUGAUGAAGAAGCUGUGAGAGCUGAGACAGCUGAAAUUAAUAAUCUUGGUGAAGAAAGUAAUGGUCUUGAUGAUGUUUCGCUUGUGGAAGAGUCAUCUUCCCAGUCUUUUUCAGAAAAUAUUAAUGGUAAAGGAGAUAAUCAUUUAGAAAGAAAUGAUGAGGUCCCAAAACAAUUUGUUGGUAAGAAAGGUGUUGCAAAGAAAGAUCCAAACACCAAAUUGAAGAAUCCAUCCAAAGGAAGGAAACAGAAGGCAACAUCAAAAUUUUCUGGCACUCUUUGUGAGACAUGCGGAGAGGACUUUGAGUCAAGGAAUAAACUACAUAAGCAUUUGGGUGACACGGGUCAUGCAAUGCUGAAAUCACAAUGACUUUAUUGCUUCAGAUUUACAAAAGGUAAGGAAAUUUGCAGCCUUUGAAUUCCAUUCCUAAAGUUGAUCAUCGUUGAUUGUUUUCUCAAUUUUUUUUUCGUAAAUCAAUUUUGUUAACAUUAUAUAAGUAGUAGUUAUCUUGGAUGUAAAGUAGGCUUCUGCUUUGACAGAUGAGGAGAGGAAGAAGUUAAAAGUUCCUGUUAUGAAUUGUCAUUUGUUGUAUGUUGAAUGAAUUUGAAUGAUGAAAUUAAUUUCAAAUAAAAAGGCAUUCUUAUCAAA
Cornus florida is the source of this 2355-nucleotide messenger RNA. Its product is annotated as DNAJ protein JJJ1 homolog. The record is from RefSeq and is a predicted model, not a curated record. Gene Ontology annotation, molecular function: zinc ion binding; nucleic acid binding. The transcript is spliced from 3 exons. NCBI's taxonomy places the organism in Eukaryota, Viridiplantae, Streptophyta, Magnoliopsida, Cornales, Cornaceae. The coding region runs from base 250 to 2076 and encodes 608 amino acids.